This is a messenger RNA of Cornus florida, 1113 nucleotides long. RefSeq names its product E3 ubiquitin-protein ligase MPSR1-like. Gene Ontology annotation, molecular function: ubiquitin protein ligase activity. The record is from RefSeq and is a predicted model, not a curated record. Gene Ontology annotation, cellular component: cytoplasm. Gene Ontology annotation, biological process: protein ubiquitination. Lineage: Eukaryota; Viridiplantae; Streptophyta; Magnoliopsida; Cornales; Cornaceae. The coding region runs from base 202 to 888 and encodes 228 amino acids. The transcript has a single exon.
CUAAAAAUAACUCCUGUUUCGCUCAAUUGGAUUACAGGAAUUUUCUAGAUCAUUCCACACAUUUCUCACCGUCCUCUUUCCUCCCUAUAUCUACUCUCCCUUUCUUUUCAUGUCUCUCUCUCUAUACAUCUAUCACAUAAUUUAUUAUCCAUCUUCGACCUACCCCUCUCUCUCUCUCUCUCGAAAUCCAUCAAAUCAGCGAUGUCGUCGCCCGAACCAGAGAUGUUUUCCGAAUCAUUGUCUUCUCUGGAAGAGACCGUCAGAGCGCGAUACCCAGAACUCUCAGAGUACGCCCCCUUAAUUCUAAUGUUCACUUUAUCAGCUCCGUCUCAGGAUGAUGACACAGAAUCAAGCGAAAUCCGGCGGAUGAUCGUGAUUAAUGAUCCGGCAUCGGAGUCGAUGAUCGUGAUUGAGGGUUCAGGACAUCUGGAAUCAUUUUUCCGACGACUCUCGAACAAAGACGGGCCUUUGCCGGCGUCGAAGGCGUCGAUAGAGGCGAUGCCGGCGGUGAAUAUCACGGAGGGAGAGGGAGGUUCACAGUGCGCGAUAUGUUUGGCGGAGUAUGAAGUCGGCGGAGAGGCGAAGGAGAUGCCUUGCAAGCACAGGUAUCAUUCGGGUUGUAUCGAGAAGUGGUUGGGGAUACACGGGUCGUGCCCGGUUUGCAGGUACAAGAUGCCUGUGGAGGAGGAGGAAGAUGACAGCGGGAAGGGAGGUGAUGGGGACGACGAAGGGAGGCGGAGGAGGAGGGGGGUUGACGGUGAAAUUAGGAUUGGGUUGUUUGUCGGUGGCGGUGAUGGGAGAACUUCUGGUACGGGUCCUGCUAAUGGGUCCGACAACGGUGAUGAUGGAUCAUCAACUCAGGAUUUGGAUAUUGACAAUCAUUGUUAGUAAUUUAUUUAUUCUUUUUUUAGUCAAAAUUCUGAUAGUUCAUAGGUUACUUUAUGGCUUGUACGAAAAAAGAAAAAAAGAAAAGAAAAAAAGCAGAAGAAGAAAAAAAGAGCUGUUUAAGUUUUAAUUUAGAGAAAUUAUCAUUUUUUAUUUCAUCAUAGCUCUCUGCCAAAUCUCUCAACUUGAAUUUUGCAGAAUUCAAUCAAUGUUGUCCAUUCUUAGUCA